CAAGGCUGAUGAGCAUAGCACUUCAUAGUGACGAGAUUUGAUUGUCCUGCAUUGAGUGGAGAUAAGCUCGAGUAUAUGUUUCCAGUUCCGGUUCAGUUUAGUUUAGUUUGCUUGCAUUGCUGAUAGGAAUGCAAUUUUUUGUCAGCAUUCGAGCAAAACCAGACCAGUCUGGUUAAAACCAAUUUUGCAACCAACCAACCAACUUAACGUGCUUCCCUUCUCUUCUGUUGAAGACUUAGAUAGCCAGGCAUUCAUGCCUAAGGUUAGCGACCCACAUCUGUAUGCAAUAUUAGUAUAUGCGUACACGUGUCGAUGCGAAUCGCAAUAUGCGUUGAAUUGCGUUGUGCGUCUACAUUUUUCAUUGGGAAACUGGUCAAACAAUGUGCAGAUUGGGGUUUAUUGGACUCGAAAGGAACACAUUGUUGUCGCCAGUUCAAUUGGAGUUGAAAAUUUUAAUCUGGGCUGAUACUUCGCAUACGAGAUGAGGGAUGCAUCUACUAAAUAGGAAUUUGGCUACGUGCAUUUGUUGGAGACAAGCAUGCUUUUAAUGUUGAUGAUCUCUUCUGCCUGGCAGGAGCUUUGCAAAACCUUGUACAUAAAUCGCAAUGCGUGUAGCUACGCCAUUUACACCAAAGUAACUGUAGGCUUGGUGGAUAUGUAUUUGCUGCGUUGAAAAUUAAUACAGCACAACAAUUUGUAACGCAAUAAAGUUCAAUAACAAAUUGAACUUAAGAUGAAAGCUGAACACAACAUUGUUCAGAAAUAAUGAUAACAAUAAUAUUUUUACAAAAUGAAAGUGAUGCUAAUUAAUUAUUUCAAUUGGUUGUUAAACUGCAUUUUAGUUUUAUUUUCAUAUACUUAAACCAUGCACGUUUUACAAAUAUCAUGUUUUUUCAUAUUUUCCGUUGGACAAGCAAUGGAGGAAAUAUCCUUCCAAAAUUCUAGUUUGGAAACGGAUAGAGUUCUGGACGAAGAAGAAUUUGUGUUUGACCAACUGAAACCAGCCCCAGAUUCCGGAAGCCAUCAAAUCCUACGGGUGUCUUUGAAUCCUGACGACCCUCCCGGUGAGUGGGGUUCUCCAGUCGUGAUAUCAAAUCCGACGACAGAACAACAGACGCUCAUAGCCAGAGGUUACGAAAGGAAUGAAUUCAACGAAUAUGUGUCGGACAUGAUUCCGAUUAACAGAAAACUUCCUGACUUUCGAAACGAUUGGUGUAAAAAGCCAAGAUUGCACUUGCCAGAAGAACAGCUACUUCCGACAAGCGUGAUAAUAUGUUUCCACAAUGAAGCGUGGUCAGUUCUACUUCGGUCAAUUCAUUCCAUUUUGGAUCGGACGCCGCACAAUCUCCUCUCGGACAUUAUUCUUGUCGACGACUUUUCCGACUUUGAACAUUUGGGAGAAAAGUUAGAAAAAUAUGUUGCGACGUUGAGCAAAGUGCGAUUAAUUCGGGCACAAAAGCGAGAAGGGUUAAUCAGGGCGAGGAUGUUGGGUGCUUCGCAUGCACAGGGACCGAUUCUCACAUUUUUCGAUUCGCACAUUGAAGUGACCCAAGGAUGGUUUCAGCCAAUGUCCGACAGAAUAACGAAGAAUCGGACGGCCGUGGUUUGUCCAGUCAUAGACCAAAUUAACGAAGACACGCUGGAAUUCAAAGUGGUGGAAAGAUCAGUCACAAUUGUGGGUGGGUUUUCGUGGGAUUUGAUGUUUAACUGGGUACCAGCACGAGACGAAGUUUUGCGAAGCUUGCGAACGCCAGCCGACCCAAUUCCUUCUCCAACCAUGGCAGGGGGGCUAUUUUCCAUUCACCGAGACUUUUUCAGAUAUUUAGGACAGUACGACGAAGAAUACGAAAUUUGGGGAGCAGAGAACCUAGAGUUGUCCUUUAAGACUUGGAUGUGCGGAGGAACACUUGAAAUCAUUCCGUGCAGUCACGUGGGUCAUAUUUAUCGGAAAAAGUCACCAUACGCUCAUAAAGUAAAGAACGGAUUUUCUUUACAUCGAAAUCUUGCACGGCUAGCUGCAGUGUGGCUUGAAGAAUACGCCUCUUAUUAUUUCUCCAGGAGUGGAACUGGUCAAUUUGACUUUGGCGAUGUCACAUCCCGACUCGAGUUAAAAAAGAAGUUGAAAUGCCGACGAUUUGACUGGUACCUGGAAAAUGUUUUUCCAGACAUGUUCAACCCAAAAAAGACGGUGGCGCACGGAGAGGUGCGUAAUCAAGGAUUUGGAGGAGUUUUAUGUCUGGACGCAAACUCCUUGACAGUUGAUGGGAUAAAUUCACCCGCAAUUGUUUGGCCUUGUCAUAAGCAUGGAGGCAAUCAAUUUUGGUUUUACUCACCAACUGGAGAAAUGAGACGCGAGGAAUUGUGCUUGGAUUAUGCAGGGGGACCGAGCGUCAAAAUGUACCCUUGCCAUGGAUCGAAGGGGAAUCAACUCUGGAUAUACGAUGAUGAGACUGGAUUUCUCUCCCAUGUGCAUUCUCAACUCUGCUUGACAAUGGACCAGCGAGAUUCUUUGUCAAUGGAACGAUGUGAAGAAAGAAUUACGCAAAGAUGGAAGUUUGAAGCGUACAAUAGAAAUUUUGUACGGAAAUUAAGCACACAAGUACAAUCUAGCUUAAGGCAUAACCAAGAAAUGUUUACUGAACUUUAAACCUUUUAUGUUUUUAUUUAUUAUUUUUGUACUUAUUUAUUUACAACUGAUAUUUCAUACAAUUCGCAUUAUUAUAUUUUACGCUAUGACACGUCAAUUAAACUGAGACUUUCACUCACAUUAUUACAAUUGUUUGUAUGGUAUGUUAUAUUUAUUUAUGGAACCAAUUUCUAUUUUCUUAAUCACUCGAGUGAUUAGAAAUGUGCAUGUG
Messenger RNA from Folsomia candida, 2858 nucleotides. Its product is annotated as putative polypeptide N-acetylgalactosaminyltransferase 9. NCBI's taxonomy places the organism in Eukaryota, Metazoa, Arthropoda, Collembola, Entomobryomorpha, Isotomidae. Gene Ontology annotation, cellular component: Golgi apparatus. The transcript has 13 exons. Bases 866 to 2647 code for a protein of 593 amino acids. The record is from RefSeq and is a predicted model, not a curated record.